GGCGGUCAGACCCCCAGUGGGAGGCAAGCGGGGAGCCCCAAACGGAGGCCACACCCAAGAAGGCAGCUCACAGACUGUUAGCAACUUCGCGGCGAGUGGGGUCCGGGAUGCGAGUGGGCCGCAGGUCAGUACCCAAAGUGCCAGAGAGGACCUCUCGACCCUCUGACUGGGGGUGGGCAUCCCGGGAAGCGAUGGCUCGGCCAGUCCCAUACCUGUCCCCACGCCUCACACCCGCCCCGCCGGCGCCGGCUGGGACGGGCCGCCUCUCAGCAAUUCCUGGGGCUUAUUAGGCUCACUCUGGGUCCGGCAACGAACUGCUCCGGCCUCGCAGGGGUCGCUCUGGCCCCGCCCCCCGUCCCCCCGCUGACAGCCCGGGCUUGCUGGGGGGGGUGGUGGUGGGGUCUCCCUGGGCUGGAGGACCUGCUAGUGCACUGGCGGCCCACAGCCCCGCAGCCUCGGUGCCAGGGAAAGAUGGCCUAUCACCUCAAAGCUCCGCCGGACCCACGCUGCGCCCCCGAGAGGCCGCCUUUGCUUCUGGGGAACCGCGCAGCCUCCCGGCCUUCGCACCGGGAACCGUUUCCGGGGCGAAUGCUUUUCGUAGCUGACCCGGCGCGGCCCGUGACGCGAGGGCCCAGACGGAAGUGCGGGUGGAAGAGCCGGAGCCCGAGCCGGAGCCCGACCGAGAGCAGGUCUCGGGGGCUCCGGCUGUGGGGACUGCUGGGGCUGGCAGCGAUGGCGACCCUGUGGGCCGGCCUCCUUCGUCUCGGCUCCAUGCUCAGCCUGUCCUGCCUGGCGCUCUCGGUGCUGCUGCUAGUGCAGCUGUCGGACGCCGCCAAGAAUUCUGAGGAUGUCCGAUGUAAAUGUAUCUGUCCUCCCUAUAAAGAUAAUUCUGGGCGUAUUUAUAAUAAGAACAUAUCCCAAAAAGACUGCGAUUGCCUUCAUGUUGUGGACCCCAUGCCUGUGCGGGGGCCUGAUGUAGAAGCAUACUGUCUACGCUGUGAAUGCAAAUAUGAGGAGAGAAGUUCUGUUACGAUCAAGGUUACCAUUAUAAUUUAUCUCUCCAUUUUGGGCCUUCUGCUUCUGUACAUGGUAUAUCUUACUCUGGUUGAGCCCAUACUGAAGAGACGCCUAUUUGGACAUUCACAAUUGAUACAGAGCGAUGAUGAUGUUGGGGAUCACCAGCCUUUUGCAAAUGCCCACGAUGUGCUGGCCCGCUCCCGCAGUCGAGCCAAUGUGCUGAAUAAAGUAGAGUAUGCCCAGCAGCGUUGGAAGCUUCAAGUCCAAGAGCAGCGAAAAUCCGUCUUUGACCGUCAUGUUGUCCUCAGCUAA
Lagenorhynchus albirostris (white-beaked dolphin) is the source of this 1329-nucleotide messenger RNA. It is a transcript of the gene TMEM9B, whose product is annotated as TMEM9 domain family member B. The record is from RefSeq and is a predicted model, not a curated record. The coding region runs from base 472 to 1329 and encodes 285 amino acids. The transcript has 5 exons. Lineage: Eukaryota; Metazoa; Chordata; Mammalia; Artiodactyla; Delphinidae. Gene Ontology annotation, cellular component: lysosomal membrane. Gene Ontology annotation, biological process: positive regulation of canonical NF-kappaB signal transduction.